This is a messenger RNA of Acanthopagrus latus (yellowfin seabream), 3943 nucleotides long. RefSeq names its product guanine nucleotide binding protein (G protein), alpha z polypeptide (gene gnaz). The record is from RefSeq and is a predicted model, not a curated record. The transcript has 3 exons. Gene Ontology annotation, cellular component: heterotrimeric G-protein complex. Gene Ontology annotation, biological process: adenylate cyclase-modulating G protein-coupled receptor signaling pathway. Lineage: Eukaryota; Metazoa; Chordata; Actinopteri; Spariformes; Sparidae. Gene Ontology annotation, molecular function: G protein-coupled receptor binding; GTP binding; GTPase activity. The coding region runs from base 1134 to 2201 and encodes 355 amino acids.
AUGCUCUCACCUCCAUUCUAGCUGGCAGGGCUCGGGUUCCUUAAUGGCCAAUGUAUAUUUUAUCAUUACAGCAUGAAAUAAAGAUACACUGGAUGCUGUAGCUGCCCCAUCACAGCCUAUUUUUUUUCUCACCCUCUCUCUCCCUCUGUUACUCUCAUGAUUUAAUCCUGACCAUUUCCCCCUUCUCUCUCUAUCCCUGCUGACUCCUCCCUCCAUUUCUGUCCUGCACUCCCUCUCUCUGCCUCUCUGUCUCUGACACACUCACACACACGCACACAUAUAUACACGCCCUCCACCCCCAUCGCUGCAGUGUCUCAACUGCCUUGGAGCAAACAAGAGAGGAUAUAGAACACAGACGUUAAUAAGACAGAGAACGCUGGGUGCUGGAAGAGAGACAGAGAUGUACGUGAGUGUGUGUGUGACUGUGAAUAUGAGGAAGAAAUGAAGAUGAAGCAGCAGGACUAAAGGUGGAUUGCACACAGCCUUUCUCUCCCUGCAAGGGCUUGUCUGCAGUAUCCUUUGUAAAUGGAUGCUGGCUUGUGAGCACGACUCAGAGGAUAUCACACCACAGAAGAAACAGAGACGAUUUUACCAGGAAGAUCAAAGAAAACAGACCAAAUAUUGAGCUGAGGUGGAUAGUUGCAGAAGCAGCACAAGGGCAACGCACCACAAGAGCCAUGUGGGAGGGGAAUGAGGGAGUUUUGCUGUUCACACGCAUCAAGUCCAAACGCUUUCUCUACUGACACACGCUGAACAUUCCCAAGCCUUCCUGCAGAGCUUUUCCUCAGGGGGAGCCCCUGCUAUGAACCCCAGCUCCCUUGGCUUCAGUAGGCAGUCCAACCUCAGUGCCAGGCGCUGUGUGGGCAUCCCACAAGUCUGGGUUCUGCCCACACAGGACUCACAGACUGCACCUGAACAAAAAGAAUGAAAUACUCCUGAGUCACUCCUCUGUGUGGUGGCUCUCCUGUCUCUCGGGAAGUUUUAUCUGCCUCUCCCCAAGCAAUUCGCGACCUUUAGUGAAAACCCCGUCCAACUCCUCCAACGACUCCUUUUUAGUCACCGCUUCGUUCUAAUUUGCUUUCACAUCAAGCAGCAGCACGAGUUCCUUUGCGCUCACCACGUGGUGGAGGACCAUGGGAUGCCGUCAGAGCUCGGAGGAGAAGGAAGCGGCGCGGCGCUCGCGGCGAAUCGACCGCCACUUGCGGUCUGAGAGUCAGCGACAGCGGCGUGAGAUCAAGCUAUUGUUGCUAGGCACCAGUAACUCGGGCAAGAGCACCAUUGUCAAACAGAUGAAGAUCAUCCACAGUGGAGGCUUCAACCUGGAGGCUUGCAAGGAGUACAAGCCCCUCAUCCUGUACAAUGCCAUUGACUCACUCACCCGCAUCAUUCGUGCCCUCACCACCCUCAAGAUCGACUUUCACAAUCCUGAUCGCGCCUAUGACGCUGUGCAGCUCUUUGCCCUCACAGGGCCAGCAGAGAGCAAAGGGGAGAUCACUCCAGAGCUGCUGGGGGUCAUGAAACGUCUGUGGGCUGACUCAGGGGUCCAGGAGUGCUUUCAACGAUCCAAUGAGUACCACUUAGAGGACAACACUGCCUACUACCUGAACGACCUGGACCGCAUCUCUGCAGCUGAGUAUAUCCCUACUGUAGAGGACAUCCUGCGAUCCCGCGACAUGACUACUGGCAUUGUGGAGAACAAGUUCACCUUCAAGGAGCUCACCUUUAAGAUGGUAGAUGUGGGUGGACAGCGUUCAGAGAGAAAGAAGUGGAUCCACUGCUUCGAAGGCGUGACUGCAAUCAUUUUCUGUGUCGAGCUAAGUGGCUAUGACCUCAAACUCUACGAGGACAACCAGACGAGCCGCAUGGCCGAGAGCUUGCGCCUGUUCGACUCCAUCUGCAACAACAACUGGUUCACCAACACGUCGCUCAUCCUCUUCCUCAACAAGAAGGACCUGUUGGCUGAGAAGAUCAAACGCAUUCCUCUGACAGUGUGCUUCCCUGACUACAAAGGUCAGAACACCUAUGAGGAGGCCGCUGUCUAUGUGCAACGGCAGUUUGAGGACCUCAACCGCAACAAGGAGACCAAGGAGAUCUAUUCGCACUUCACCUGUGCCACUGACACCAGCAACAUCCAGUUUGUGUUCGACGCUGUCACGGACGUGAUCAUCCAGAACAAUCUCAAGUACAUUGGGCUGUGCUAGGACCUGAGGCUGGGUGGGGGGGUGGGGGGAGGGUGAAGCGGUCGGCCAACCAUCAGGCUGGAUAAACAAAAGGCAUGUCAGUCUGCCUGACAGUUUAUCUUUUUGAGGAGUUGCAAAAGAGAACUGCAAAUGAAAUGAGGUAGAAGGAUGGUCAGAGCUGGAUGAUACUGUAGAUCCAAGCGUUUCAAUCGAAACAACAAAACUGAUGGGCCAUGGUCUAGAUGGGAUUUUUACCCAAUGUGUUUGCACUGAAUAUGAGUAUGCAGAGACACCCAAACACACACAUACACAUGCGCACAUACACACAGACACACACAUCCUUAUGUUUGCUCACACACAAGAUCCUUGGAUCAACAGUCAAGCACUUGUCUGACAAGGCAACACUGGAAAUUUUAGACAGCUACCCCUACCUGCCUGCCAAACCUGAGGUAGCAGGUCUGUACUGGUGGUUUUCGGUUACGCUUGUCUACUUUGUUUUAUUUGCCAGAGUCAAUUAAUGCUGCUUUACAGGAAGAAUUUUGACAGAAUCAAUGCUCUCUUUUCGGAUUUUCACCCUAACAAUGGUAACCAGUGAGUGCACCUGAUGAGCUGUAGGGAGAGCCUGUAUUUCUGAGGAAAAAAAACAAAAAAUGUCAGUAGACAUGAUGUCACAGGGUUUCUGCCUAAAAGAGGAAACUGCCACAGUGUAAAGCUGAAGUGAAAUAUGUUUUCUACACACUAUUUCUGUUUUGCCCCUUGGUCUACUAUCCAAUGUUGUUCUUUUUCCCUCUUUCUUUUAUCUUUUUUGUGCUUUAAAAAAAAAAAAAAAAAGAAUAUGUCUCUCAAACCUGCCUUUUAUAGCAGGUCACUGACUUAUAAUACCCGGAGAAUGUUACGCUCCGCGGAGUCAAAAGUAUUCUUUAUCAUCAUUCCAGUUUCCAGCAAGAGACAACAAAAACAGUGCCAAGAUCAAUUUGUAAAUAAAACCAGAUCCCAUCCGUUACGUUAAUAUUUUGUUUUGUUUUGUUUUUAUGGACAAAUACAUUAAAACAUGCAUGAUUUUGUUACUUUGGGAUACUAAUAUAUUUUCUUUGGGAUUAUGUUCCUCUUUUCUUAGGUUUAAAUAAUAUAUUCCCAAAAAUAUAUAUAAAAGUCAAACACUGUGUACGAUUGUACAGUUGUCAGAGAGGAAUCUAUUGAAAAGAGUUAUAUCAAUAUAAUAACGGUGAUUAUAAUGUUAUGAUGAUGAUGAAAAAGAUGAUGAUGAUGAUGAUGAUGAUGAUGAUAGUGGUGAUGACGACUACAAUGAUGAGAAGGAAAAUCUCACUACAUAGAUGAGCAUGAGAGGAGAAAGUGGAUCAAAGGAGAACAAGACUGUAGAAAAAUAUGAAAACAAUGAAGCAAACCUUGAAAGUUCAAUCUUCCUUGCAUUAUCUAAGUGGAAAUUGUUAAACAGCCAGUCAGUAUGAUGUGUAAAUAUACUGUAAGGUACACUCUUUGUUCAAACAAAUGAAAAUAAAGGUUGAGCUGGGAUACUGUUAGUGAGAUAAAGAGAGAGCGAGAGAAAGAGAGGGAGGUAAAAAGCCCACUCCACUCCUCCUCUUACCCUUUCUUUUCAGUUCAGAGGGUGAUGUGCAAACAACUCAGCAAAGGGCUUCAGGCUUGACUUUAAGGGAUGUCCACCUCAACAAAAGACAAAACAAUUAAAAAAGAAGUAUAAAAAGGACAAUAACUAUGAAUAAAACAACUUAUGCAAAUUUUCA